UCCUAUGGUAAGAAAGGUAGUUGGGCUGAACCAUGUUACGGCAAACAUUGCAAAUGUUACAGUUCUACCUAACAGGCUGUUUCCUUACACAGCGAUCCGCUGCCCCCCUGGGUACUUCCGGUGCGGACACGGACAUGCCUGCACCCUGACCUGGAGGCGGUGUGACGGGAGGACGGACUGUUCGGACGGGAGUGACGAGGACGGUUGUGAGUGCCUGACGAUUCCUGUGGAUUUCAACCUCGGCGGUAGACUUACAAUGUUACCCAAUCAGCUGGGUCAGACGACGUUUGAGGAGAUACAGAAUUCCUCUGUCGUGGAGCUGCUCAACAGUUCGUCCGCAAACGGACAGGACCGACAUCCCGAGUUCCGGGAAUUCGCAUCUACAGUGAUAUUCCCGCGAUGUGGUGUACCCAAAGAGAACGACACUACCUGCUCUUUGUCUCAUCAUGCAGACAACGCGACCUCGUGCAUGAACAAACCACUGCUACCGUGCCGUUCGUGGUGUGAGGAAGUCCUCAACAUGGCUGAUACCCAGAUGAAGAAGCGGUUCGAAUUCCCUACCUGUGACUUGUUUCCACCACCGCAGCACGGCUGUUGGAACCCUGAACCAGCGACAAGGAACGGCGAAGUUUGCUACCACGGUGGCGGCAUGAACUACCGCGGCACCCGGAGUACAGCCAAGUCCGGGGCAGAGUGUGUGAAGUGGUCCGCAGCACAGGAAGGGUUCUACACAGCCGCGUACCCCUGGGCCAACAUGGACAACAACUACUGCCGUAACCCUACCGGUCUUAAGCGGCCAUUUUGUCUGGUGGAAGAUGGCAGCCAGCAGGAAUGCGACGUCGUUUCCUGCAAUACGAGAGGCUGCUGGGACAUCGGUCCUCCUGACUACGGCAAUAGAAGCCCUAUGAAGAGGUUCUACUACGUGGGAGAAAUGAUCGCCUUCACCUGCAACGAGGGGUACCACAUAGAGCCCGGGUAUCCUACCGAACUGAGAUGCGUCGAGGGAGGCAUGUGGGAGGAUAACAAGCCCAGUUGUUCAGUGGAUUUCAAGGAUAGGCUGAAAGACGACCUGCUCGAUGGCUACAAUCUCAACCUGGCACCUGGUUCUGACAGCCGUCAAAUCCGACCCGUCAUCAGCUUUAAUGGAUCUGUAGAACAGAUCGUCGGCUUGACAUGGCAGGACAGCCGGCUGAGCUGGGAUCCAAAGUACUACAACAACAUCUCGAAUAUCAGCGUCCCUGGCAGCAGCAUCUGGACCCCUACUCUUACUCUGAAAAGGAAUGCUGAUCCUUUAUACCAAGGCCUACCAAAGGACGUACCGGUCUGGCUAAGUAGCAAUGGUCAGGUAACCUGGAGGGUAGAAACCCUGACCACCACCGUGUGUGAUGCGGACCCCUUCUACUUCCCUGAAGACACCAUGGAAUGCAACAUCUGCUUUGCUGCAUUUUCUGCAAACAUCGAAUGCCAAGAUGGCAGUCCCUGUGGUGUCCUGUCUAACCAACAACUGGAGGGCGAAUGGUACCGGAAGGACAUGCUCUUUGCAAAAGACAAGACGGAGGCGUGCUUCACUGUUCAGCUGGAGAGGAUCCCGCUGUUCCACAUCGCCACUACUGUUGGACCCUGCGUCAUCCUGGUGGCACUGAUGGUCAUCACAUUCGUCAUGCCACUGGACAGGGGGGACCGGAUCUCGUUCGGAGUGACCAUUCAACUCUCCAUGGUCGUGUCUCUCGUGUUCGUGACGGAUGUGCUUCCUGUGAAGGGAGCGCUGCCAUUUUUCGCCGCGCUGAUCGUCGUGUGCAUGGCGCUGAUGGGACUUUUCCUCUUCUUUACCUUGGGCAUCAUCAGCAUUCACGACAGGGAGGGGAGCCUGUCUCCAAUGGCGAAGACCUUCUUUCUCCGCUUCAUGGCAACGUGUCUUCUGCUCGGAGACCUGACAGAGAAGAAGGUUGGAAGCGACGAUGGAGAGACUUGCCCCAGCAGCAAGAAGCGGACCAAUCGCGCCCCCCCUGCCGAUGACUUGGUGAUGGUCGCCGUGCAAAGCCCGGCUGAUGUCCGCGAGCACGCCCGUCAGCCGUCCGGGCCGCCCACGCGCCUGGAGGCCGCGGUCUCACGCCUGGAGGUUGCCGUGUCCUCCGCCUCCCGUAACAUGGAGGAGCUGGCCGAGGCCAUGAAGAACGAACAGAAGGUGUCUGACUUCACUCUGCUGGCUAAGGUCCUUGACAGGCUCUGCCUUGUCAUGUACGUCAUCAGCAUUGCCGUGGCCGUGCCCUUGACCAUGCACCUCGGCAAGUAAAUUAGCGUGGGGUAAACGUGUCUUAACACAACCCAAAAGUGCGACUUCAGGGCUCGAAAUACUGGGUGCAUGUGCACCUUAUAGUGCACCCAAAAUUGGAGCUGUGCACCCAUUUUUUUUCUGUGGGAGCA
Messenger RNA from Branchiostoma belcheri (Belcher's lancelet), 2424 nucleotides. RefSeq names its product neuronal acetylcholine receptor subunit alpha-9-like. Gene Ontology annotation, biological process: monoatomic ion transport. Bases 5 to 2293 code for a protein of 762 amino acids. The record is from RefSeq and is a predicted model, not a curated record. NCBI's taxonomy places the organism in Eukaryota, Metazoa, Chordata, Leptocardii, Amphioxiformes, Branchiostomatidae. The transcript has 13 exons. Gene Ontology annotation, molecular function: extracellular ligand-gated monoatomic ion channel activity; protein binding. Gene Ontology annotation, cellular component: membrane.